Messenger RNA from Neurospora tetraspora, 3674 nucleotides. RefSeq lists its product as uncharacterized. The record is from RefSeq and is a predicted model, not a curated record. The coding region runs from base 160 to 3591 and encodes 1143 amino acids. Lineage: Eukaryota; Fungi; Ascomycota; Sordariomycetes; Sordariales; Sordariaceae. The transcript is spliced from 3 exons.
GACCGCAGCACGGUGACACCAUACCCGGACCAUCAUUACUGCCCACUCCCACCAUUCCCACCAUAGCCACCGCUAUAGCCAUCAGCUGCCACGCUCUGAGGGCGUCCCUAGGGCGGGAAAGAGCAGCAAACAAGCGGCCAAGCCGGUAUCCAACUCGGCAUGAUUAACCCUAUUCUCGUAUACCCCGACUCUCCCAUCGCUCCUCGCUCGUCGCGUGCCUCACACAUGGCACCCCUGAGGACGGCAAGUGUGCGCCACAGACCAAGUGUGAGGUUGAGAACUCGGCGACUGUCCUCGUUUAGAGACGACCACCCCGAUCUAGUUGGCAUCCGUUAUGAACAGACAAAACAGGCAGAACCGCCCAUUCCGCUCCCUCCACCAGCUCAUCGUUGCGUCUCGAUUCGUCCGCGUUCCUCGGCCACUCCCAUCGUUGUUGUCCGCCCAGCAAUCCCUCCACCGCCGGAAGACCAUCCGCUCUUCCGACUAGAGCCUCAUCUCCGCCCCCGCCCGCAGACCGUCAGCAUCGUUAGCGACGUCGAGUCGAAGAGAGAUUCGUGUGCGCCGACCUCAUCGUCUAUCACGCUGCAGGGCGACAGCGACAGCGACAGCGACAGUGAGCCGGAAAUAGAAACGCCAGGGAUCGCCGACAAGCUGUGCAUUCCUUCAGCAACCUCGAGGGCGUUGGCGCCAGCCCCGAUACCGUCACCACCACGGUCAUCGAAGAGAGUGUCAAAAAGAAUCAGCCUCAGCGCAUCGAUAGUUGGCAAGACAUUCAGCAUCCGGGCCACUGUCGGGUCGAAGACGAUGAUGGAGACAAGGAAGAUCAGGAUGCGCAAAAAGACCCUUGGGUCCCUUGGGUCCCUUGGAUCGGAUAUAUUUGGUGGAGAGGACGACAGGGACAAGGUUGCAUUUCCCGAAGCGGAUGGAUCCUCCAGGGAGUCCAGGGCCUCAUUUAGCACGUUGACUCCCGGCAGUACCCCUUACGCUAGAAGGUCUGCCAGUGCGUCUACCGCAGACAAAGCCGCUAUGCGGGGCUCGCUUGGUUCAUCCAAAUCACCCAAGGGCCGGGGGCUGCGAACUCCCCCACGCCUGCAGCACGGUACUAGCGUUGGCUCAUCAACCGGCAGCUCCUUGGCCGUCACCGUCGGCGCUAGCAGGCCGGGCAAGGGGCUAGAGGGGCCUCGGGGGCUUCUGGGGCCAGACAGACAGCCCUCCCAGGCUCUCAUUGCUUCCACUGAUUCUUCUAGUUCCCGUCUUGGAGCUGACAACGUCAACGGCCCCUUCAGUCCAAUUAACACGCUCAUCUCCCAGGACCGUCUUGCAGUCGACUUUGGCAACCUAUCCUUUUCCAACCGCGGCAGUAUCAUGUUUGGGGGACAGGCUCCGGUCGACAACAGCACGCAACGAGACGACGAGCUGGCAGAGGCAGCACAGGCAGUUACUCCUACCGGCACGGCGCAUGCAGCAGCACCAACAACACCACCACCAGCAGUACCUCUAGCACCAGCAGCAGACAACUUGGACCACGAGACGGAGAAGGAAACCUCAAGGGAGAAAGAGACGGCCAGCUCCAUAUCAUCGCGCCUCAGUGACGCCUCUGGACUGACACGCCCGUCCAUCACCCUCAAUGAGGACCUGGCGUCGCCCUCCGCCCCGCUGCCCAGUAUCCGCGUUAUGCCCAUGGACGUAGAGAGGGAAUCACAAAAGGUGAGAUCGCUCUAUGAAUCUGGCGAUGGUGGUCGCUUCAAUUGGCAAGAUGGCGGGCGGCGCGUCUCGUUCGCUGGCGAUCUUCCGCCUCUACCCUCAGAGGAAGACCCAUCAGAUGUUGUAGACCCUCCUCAAUUAGAUGUUCCGAGCUCGAGCGACUGGGCCGCGAGCCCCAUUGCGCCAUUACCGCCUACAGCACCCUGGGUCAGUUCUUCGUCGUUACGGGAUGAUGCUGCCAGCUAUCACCGGCCUGGUGCUAGGAGAUGGGGCGAGCACGAACGCGCCGGCGGGCUAGAAGAUUGGGAGAAUCUGGAUGGAGUUGAAGUUGACCGCUAUGGCUUCAUCAAGGAGAGGCCAGCAAGGCCAGAAACCAGCUUCAGGCCAGAAACGAGUAGGACAGUCAGGCCAGGAUCAAGGUCAAGACACUCAUCACCUAGGAGAAGAAACGUGUUGACGAAACGGCCCGGUUCGGCUUAUUCCUCGUCUCCCCUUGGUAAAGGCCUUGUUGGACGCCCGCCGAGCAGAAAGGUGUCCGCGCGAUCCCUACAGACCUUCACCUCGGAAUAUUCAAACGUAUCACGAAGAUCUACGCGAUCGUCUUUUCGGUCCAUCACCAAUCACUUACCACCCAACCGGGACCGGCGGUGGAUGGACGAGGCUGGGGAUAUGCUGGCGUUUCCGGCGGGUGGUCUGACCGAUAUCCUGGAAUACGCGGCUAGGAUGACGGGCAAGAAAAGUACCGAAGCCCUGAAGAAGAAAGAGUUGGAACGGUCCGAAAAGUGGAGGAAAAUGGCAAAGGUCAUUCAGAGGUUCCCAUUGGAAGACGGCGGUGAGGGCGAAGCCGGCGGCGAAGGUCAAGGCCAAGGUCAAGGCAUGAACUUUGAAUUCGACACGAAAAACCCGAAGCUUAUCGAGCGCACUUGGAAAGGAAUUCCAGACUGCUGGCGCUCCGCGGCUUGGUUCUCCUUCCUCGCAACAAGUGCAAAGAAUGCCAAUAGUCCCGAAACUGAUGAGGUGCUGAUCACAGCAUUUAAGAGGUUGCAGGACAUCAGCUCACCCGACGACGUCCAGAUUGAUCUCGACGUUCCCAGGACGGUCAAUGGUCACAUCAUGUUUCGAAAGCGAUAUCGUGGAGGCCAGCGUCUACUCUUCCGCAUUCUACAUGCCAUCUCGUUAUAUUUCCCCGAUACAGGCUAUGUCCAAGGAAUGGCUCCUCUAGCAGCCACCUUGCUGUGCUACUAUGACGAGGAGAGGUGUUUUAUCAUGAUGGUUCGCCUUUGGAGGUAUCGUGGGCUUUCGAGGCUGUAUUCGCCAAAUUUCGAAGGGCUUCUUUCCACCUUGGACGACUUUGAGAAACAUUGGCUUGCGGGAAAGGACGUUGCUUCCAAACUUACUGAACUAGCCAUUGAUCCAACGGCGUAUGGGACAAGGUGGUAUCUUACAUUAUUCAACCUGUCAAUACCAUUCGCUGCUCAGCUCCGUGUUUGGGAUAUUUUUAUGCUCCUGGGAGAGUGCCCGCCUGAAGGGGAAUUGGGCCCUCAAGUUUCCGGAAGAGACUCCGGAGAGGUUAGACCACAGUUACAACACGCCGACACCCAGCAAACAUCUAAAACUACUAAGGAGAAACGCUUCCUGGCCAAGUUGAGCGAGCGUAGGAGUAAACGACAUCUAAACCAAACAGCUGCAGAAGUGCCGCAAGGUCUUGAUAUCCUCCACGCUACAAGUGCUGCGCUGAUUCACGCCAUGAGGGACGUGUUGCUGGAUGCGGAUUUCGAGAACGCAAUGAAAACACUUACAUCAUGGAUACCGGUCAAGGAUGAGGACCUACUAAUGAAGGUGGCAAGGACAGAGUGGAGGGCACAUCAGAAAAAAAGGGACAGAUGAGCGGACGGACGGAUGAGAUGAGUCGGCCGGCUUGAUGUCCUUCACAUACGAACGAGUUUGGGUUCUGAGUUUUGGAUCGGGUA